This is a messenger RNA of Aspergillus thermomutatus, 1584 nucleotides long. RefSeq names its product pyruvate kinase CDC19. Gene Ontology annotation, cellular component: cytoplasm. The transcript is spliced from 8 exons. Gene Ontology annotation, molecular function: potassium ion binding; pyruvate kinase activity; magnesium ion binding. Gene Ontology annotation, biological process: glycolytic process. Bases 1 to 1584 code for a protein of 527 amino acids. Lineage: Eukaryota; Fungi; Ascomycota; Eurotiomycetes; Eurotiales; Aspergillaceae. The record is from RefSeq and is a predicted model, not a curated record.
AUGGCCGCCAGCUCUUCUCUUGACCACCUGAGCAACCGUAUGAAGCUGGAGUGGCACGCCAAGCUGAACACGGAGAUGGUUCCUGCGAAGAACUUCCGUCGCACUUCCAUCAUUUGCACCAUCGGCCCCAAGACAAACUCCGUCGAGAAGAUCAACGCUCUCCGCAAAGCUGGUCUCAACGUCGUUCGCAUGAACUUUUCUCACGGCUCGUAUGAGUACCACCAAUCUGUCAUCGACAACGCCCGUGAGGCCGAGAGUGUCCAGGCCGGACGUCCUGUUGCCAUUGCUCUUGACACCAAAGGACCUGAAAUCCGUACCGGAAACACCGUUGGCGACAAGGACAUUCCCAUCAAAGCGGGCCAUGAACUCAACAUCACCACUGACGAGCAGUAUGCUACCGCCUGCGACGACAAGAACAUGUACCUUGACUACAAGAACAUCACCAAGGUGAUUGAACCCGGCAAGCUGAUCUAUGUGGACGAUGGUAUUCUCUCGUUCGAGGUGCUCGAGGUUGUUGACGACCAGACCCUGCGUGUCAAGUGCCUGAACAAUGGCAACAUCUCUUCCAGAAAGGGUGUCAACCUGCCCGGCACUGACGUUGACCUUCCCGCUCUCUCCGAGAAGGACAUUAGUGAUCUCAAGUUCGGUGUCAAGAACAGGGUUGACAUGAUCUUCGCCUCGUUUAUCCGUCGCGGGAGCGACAUUCGUCACAUUCGUGAAGUCCUUGGCGAGGAGGGCAAGGAGAUUCAAAUUAUUGCCAAGAUUGAGAACCAGCAGGGUGUCAACAACUUCGAUGAGAUUCUCGAGGAGACUGAUGGUGUCAUGGUCGCCCGUGGUGACUUGGGUAUCGAGAUUCCUGCCCCCAAGGUCUUCCUGGCCCAGAAGAUGAUGAUCGCCAAGUGUAACAUGAAGGGCAAGCCAGUCAUCUGUGCCACUCAGAUGCUCGAGUCCAUGACAUACAACCCCCGCCCCACCCGUGCGGAGGUGUCGGACGUUGCCAAUGCUGUUCUUGACGGCGCUGACUGUGUCAUGUUGUCCGGAGAAACUGCCAAGGGCAACUACCCCACCGAGGCUGUCAAGAUGAUGUCGGAGACCUGCUUGCUUGCAGAGGUCGCUAUUCCUCACUUCCAGGUCUUUGACGAAUUGCGUAACCUUGCUCCCCGCCCCACCAACACCGUCGAGUCUAUCGCCAUGGCUGCCGUCAGCGCCAGUCUUGAGCUCAACGCUGGUGCCAUUGUUGUCUUGACCACCAGUGGUAAAACUGCUCGCCUUCUUUCCAAGUACCGCCCUGUCUGCCCUAUCAUCAUGGUCACUCGCAACCCCAUGGCCGCCCGGUACUCCCAUCUGUAUCGUGGUGUCUGGCCUUUCACCUUCCCUGAGAAGAAGCCCGACUUCAACGUCAAGAUCUGGCAGGAGGAUGUUGACCGCCGCCUCAAGUGGGGUAUUUCUCACGCUCUCAAGCUCGGCCUCAUUAACAAGGGCGACAACAUUGUCUGUGUUCAGGGCUGGCGCGGUGGCAUGGGCCACACCAACACUGUCCGUGUGGUCCCUGCUGAGGAGAACCUCGGCCUGGCUGAAGAGUAA